GAGUCGAGGGAAAAGUAUUAUUUUAAGCCUUAAAGAAUUACUUAGUUAUUCGAGACGAAAAUAUUUAAAUAAGUUUACUUGAAACUUAUUAUUAAUUUGAAUCUAUAAGAGCCGGUUUUCGGGAGCUAAAAGGUUACCACCAGCUCAUACGACUUUGUGCUUAAAAACUAUGAAACAUAUGUUAUAAACGAAAAUAAGGAAUCAUCAGAAGCCAAGAUGUCUUCGCUUCAAUUUCGUGCUAGCAAAAAUAUGUUUGGUUCAUUAGCAUUAAGUUCAAUAAAGAUUCACACACUUCGAUAUUCAGUAUUAUUAACCCAGAAAGAGAGCAAAAAUAAAUCAACUGUUGAUGCCGGAGAUGUCAAACUGCAUGCCAAGUUAAGAGACCAAUGGUGGGACCCCAACGGACCCAUGAAACCAUUACAUGCUUUCAAUAUGAUUAGAGUGCCAUUGGUAAGAGAUGGCUUAGUGCACUGUCCACCAGAAAAGAGAACCAGUACUCCUCUCCUGGGAAAGAAGAUCUUAGACAUUGGGUGCGGUGGAGGAAUUUUCUCAAUGCCUUUAGCCAAACUAGGCGCAGAUGUGACCGGCGUAGACGCCAGUAAGGAACUGAUAGAAAUGGCCCAGGAACACAGCCAGGCGCACCCCCCUGUGCCAGGAAAACGGCCCACGUACUUAUGCACAUCGAUUGAGGAACACGCAAAAGACAACGCCAACGUCUACGACGGAGUAGUGGCCUCUGAAAUAAUAGAACACAUUGAUAACGACAAAAAGGAAUUAUUCGUCAAAUCCUGCAUAAACACGCUGAAGCCAGGAGGAAGGAUUUUCUUCACGACUCCUACUAGAACUAGGCUGACGCAGUUCACAGCGAUAUGCUUAGCAGAGUACGUGCUGAACGCUCUACCGAGGGGCACACACCAAUAUGAGAAGUUCACUACGCCGAAUGAAAUGACGUUGUUAUUAGAGAGAAACGGUUGCCACGUGGAAGCGGUCCUCGGCAGUUUCUACAACAUACUCCAGAACAAGUGGCACUGGAUCAGCUCCACCACAUUAUUCUUCGCCCUGCAAGCCAUUAAACUAGAGGAAUCUUCACCGAGAUAACCAACUCACUAUUAAUGUUAUAUUUUCUAGUCUUAUGCGUAAUAUAACUUUGGUCGUAGAGAGUUU
Messenger RNA from Leguminivora glycinivorella, 1164 nucleotides. RefSeq names its product ubiquinone biosynthesis O-methyltransferase, mitochondrial-like. The record is from RefSeq and is a predicted model, not a curated record. Bases 217 to 1098 code for a protein of 293 amino acids. Gene Ontology annotation, biological process: ubiquinone biosynthetic process. The transcript has 6 exons. NCBI's taxonomy places the organism in Eukaryota, Metazoa, Arthropoda, Insecta, Lepidoptera, Tortricidae. Gene Ontology annotation, molecular function: 2-methoxy-6-polyprenyl-1,4-benzoquinol methyltransferase activity.